Messenger RNA from Klebsormidium nitens, 843 nucleotides. The record is from the annotation of a GenBank genome assembly. NCBI's taxonomy places the organism in Eukaryota, Viridiplantae, Streptophyta, Klebsormidiophyceae, Klebsormidiales, Klebsormidiaceae.
AUGGGUACCGGCGCCACGCUCAACCGGGAGGCGCUAACACCGGCCGUAGCCGUCCGGCUUGGCAGGCGCUCGCUCUUUAACCACGACGUCUUGGGGUCGCUCGGGGACUGCCAGUUCAAGCACUACGCGGCCAUUAACUUCGAGCGCGAAAACGGGAUGGAGUUCGCGUUGCCUGGCGAUGUCGCCAAGCCCAUUGCUGCCGUGGCGACAAAUGAGUCGCUGGCCUCAAUGUAUCAGGGCGUGCUGGGGUUCAAGCUCUCUGAUAUUGAGACGGGCGAGCAGUACAGGUACGCGACCCUGGAGAGGUCAAUCCACAGGCAGGCGACUGUGAUUGAGGCAAUCAUUACUGUCGUGCAGAAGGUUCUUGGGGGGGACGUCGCACAGCAGUUCGUGGACAGGCUCUGCGCGAUCUUCUUCCAGAAGCAGGGAACGAGUUUUCUCAGCUUCAGGAGCUUCGACCCCAUCAGUAGCGUCAUGCAGAAGGUGGCCCAGCUCACGGACGGCGUCGCGAACUAUCAAGUGUCCGACAAGCCGGACGCUGAGGGCAACUUCACCGGACGGCUGGGCAUCAAGAUGGGGCCCAACUUGGAGCUGUUCUUGAAGGGGCCGCAGGCUGGAAGAAGGAAGAAUGACGUGAAGCGGGCGCUGUUCCAGCAGAUGGACCUGGACGCCGAGUUCAACGACUUUAUCCGCAAGAACCCAAAGAAGGCAAAAGUGGAACUCUCGGAGGAAGCCGCCAGUGUCAGUGCUAGGGCGAGGGAGAACGCGGAAGCCGCGAAAGCCAGUGUCAGCCCUGGGGCGGAAAACGCGGAAGCCGGUGUCACUGUCAGCCUUGGCGUUUGA